Solanum pennellii is the source of this 496-nucleotide messenger RNA. Its product is annotated as arabinogalactan protein 20-like. The transcript has 2 exons. The coding region runs from base 117 to 335 and encodes 72 amino acids. The record is from RefSeq and is a predicted model, not a curated record. NCBI's taxonomy places the organism in Eukaryota, Viridiplantae, Streptophyta, Magnoliopsida, Solanales, Solanaceae.
UAUAAACCUCUUCCCUCUCCAAUAUCAACCACAAUCAAUCUUUAAUUUUCAUCUUUUUAAAUUUUCUUAGAGUGCCAAGGAAGGGUCAAUAAUCUUGAUUUUGAAUUUUUUUGAUAAUGGCAAUGUCUAGAAUUGUUGUUGGAUUAGCCAUCUUUGUUGUGGCAUUGGUCACUAUUAUUCCCUUUACACAAGCUCAAGAGUUUGCACCUGCUCCUGCACCUACUAGUGAUGGAACAACAAUUGAUCAAGGAAUUGCAUAUGUGUUGAUGUUGCUGGCUUUAGUUCUUACCUAUCUUAUUCACCCAAUGGAUGCUUCUGCAUACACCUUCUUCUAAAUUCCUCUCUAAAAUAUUAUCUUAAAUUAGGUCUAAAUUUAAUUAUUUAUUUUAUCUUUUAGUUUACAAACAUGGGUUGUAUUAACAAAUUCUUUAAUGCAUUAUUGGUAAUUGACGUGAAAUUAUAUAUUUAUAUAUAUUGUGUUUGUGUUGCUCCUUCA